CGUGCGAGCGACAACAUUCCAGACGCUUCUGGGGCGGCUUUAAGUAUUAAGCGUUGGACUCCGAAGUGACGCUGGGUCUCCGCCAUAACUCGCAGCUCGGUUUCUAGGGUUUUCAUUUUUCACUUUCCUCUUCGAGACACAACCCCGCGUUAGCAAGAAAGAUGAGUCGGCAUCCUGAGGUGAAGUGGGCAGAGAGAUUGGACAAGGCUUACAUCACUGUUCAAUUGCCAGAUGCACAGAAUGCAAAGGUCAACCUUGAGCCAGAUGGAGUUUUUACAUUCUCUGGUAGUGCCGGAGCAGAGAACAACCUUUAUGAAGUGAAGCUAGACCUUUUUGACAAAGUUAAUGUUGAGGACAGCAAAGUAAAUAUAGGUGUGAGGAGCAUAUUUUGUGUUGUUGAGAAAGCGGAGAAGAAAUGGUGGAAGAAACUUUUGCGUGGAGAUGGCAAGACGCCACACUACGUGAAAGUAGACUGGGACAAAUGGGUCGAUGAAGAUGACGAUACUGGUCCGGGUGACCUUGAUUUGGGAGGGAUGGAUUUCUCUAAAUUUGGUGAUAUGGGAGGAAUGGGAGGAAUGGGAGGAAUGGGAGAUGACUUUGAUGAGAGUGAUGACGAUGAAGAAAUGCCAAAGCCAGAAGAGGAAGAUGCUGGGAAGACGGGAGAAGCAGCAAAAUUAGAAGAAGAUGACAAGGGGGAAGGAACCGCAGAGGGGAAGGUUGAGGCUGCACCAAGCACUUGAACAGUUUCUUAGUUGAGGGUGUUGAGGGAUUUGUACCUUUUAUUUAGCCUGUGUUGUGGGGCUAAAUUUCUUCUCCAUUCAACUUGAUGAAAGUUUUAGUUUCUUUCUAACAGAAUGAGUGUCAAUUUGGCCCGGACUUGCAUGGUAACAAGUACUUGCGUGUGUUAGGUGCUGCAGCAUCUAAUUUUUCUUAUCUUGACUGGGAUUUGGUGGAUGUAUUUUAUUUCAAGGGUUUGGUAGGUGAUAAUGCAAUGUGAGCAUAAUCUAGCUUUAUAUCA
Messenger RNA from Diospyros lotus (date-plum), 1018 nucleotides. RefSeq lists its product as uncharacterized. The record is from RefSeq and is a predicted model, not a curated record. NCBI's taxonomy places the organism in Eukaryota, Viridiplantae, Streptophyta, Magnoliopsida, Ericales, Ebenaceae. Gene Ontology annotation, cellular component: nucleus; cytosol. Gene Ontology annotation, molecular function: Hsp90 protein binding; protein-folding chaperone binding. The transcript is spliced from 6 exons. Gene Ontology annotation, biological process: chaperone-mediated protein complex assembly; protein folding. The coding region runs from base 162 to 740 and encodes 192 amino acids.